This is a messenger RNA of Sabethes cyaneus, 896 nucleotides long. It is a transcript of the gene Vps20, whose product is annotated as charged multivesicular body protein 6. Gene Ontology annotation, biological process: late endosome to vacuole transport via multivesicular body sorting pathway; vesicle budding from membrane. NCBI's taxonomy places the organism in Eukaryota, Metazoa, Arthropoda, Insecta, Diptera, Culicidae. Gene Ontology annotation, cellular component: multivesicular body; ESCRT III complex. The transcript has 4 exons. The record is from RefSeq and is a predicted model, not a curated record. The coding region runs from base 118 to 777 and encodes 219 amino acids.
UUUAAAAAACAAAACAUUUCAAGGCUGAAAGAAACAAUAGCGAAUUCGCGUAAUUUACCUACCGAUAAGGCAAUACCUGUGAUUCAUGUAUUUAUAUUUGAUUUUUAAUUAAGAAAAAUGGGUAACUUGUUUGGCAAGUCAGCUAGUAAGACCAAAGCCCCGAGUAGAGUGACCGAACAGGACAAAGCGAUUCUGCAAUUGAAACAACAAAGAGACAAACUCAAACAGUAUCAAAAACGAAUCGAGCUACAGCUGGAGAAGGAUCGUGUGUUAGCCAAAAAAUGUUUGGCCACAGGACGCAAAGAACGUGCGAGAACAUUGUUGCGCAAGAAGAAGUACCAGGAAAAACUGCUUUCGAAUGCGGAUGCUCAACUAGAAACAAUCGAAAAACUAGCGUCCGACAUCGAAUUUGCUAUGGUAGAAGCUCAGGUCGUCAGCGGACUCAAAGUCGGCAACGAAGCUUUAAAGAAAGUUAACGACAUGCUAUCGAUCGAAGAAGUCGAGCAGAUCCUAGAUGAAACACGCGAAAGCAUUGAGAAACAACAAGAAAUUGAUGCACUUCUUAAUGGAGUACUGACCGAAGAGGACGAAGAUGAAGUGCUGGCCGAACUGGACCGGCUUGUGACGGAGGAGUCUGAAGGCAGCAGGGCUGAAGUUGAGCAAGAAGAUAUUGAGGAGCGUCUUCCUGAUGUACCCGAGGACGAACCCGUGCACGACAGAAAACGCAAAGAGAAAAAUGCUAAACGUGCUGGUAAGAAAGUUGCUCUGGAAGCAUGAAACAAUCUCAAGAACAACGACAAGACUCGUUUGACGGGAGUUUUUUUUUGUUUCUGACCUAUGAGAGUAAAUUAUUUUAACGCUUUUAGCAUUGUGGUAUAUCUUCAAUAAAGAUAAUU